UUUAAAUUUUCUUGAUCCAAACAGUCCUCUGAUAGCCCAAGUUUAAAAUUCAACAUUCAUUUAUUAAAUAGAUUAGUACUUAUAAAAUGUUUUGGAUUUUGAUAAACUGCUUUGGUAUAAGUGUCUGCAUAUGGGUUUAUUAUAAAUGGACAAGAGUGAAGCGAUAUUGGGCAGAGAAGGGGGUACCUCACCUAACCCCACAUCCAAUACUGGGAAGUUUGAGUUUUUUGCAAAGGGAAAAUCCGGGCGUCUGGAUGCGCAAAAUAUAUGAGAACCAUAAACACCCUUACUUGGGUGCGUGGUGGUUCUGGAGACCAGCUCUCAUUGUCAACUCACCGGAUAUCGCUCGUAAUGUUCUUGUCAAAGAUUUUCCUGUAUUUCGGGAUAGAUUUCUUAGCUCGGGAAAGACAGACCCUAUUGGAGGACUCAAUUUGUUUACAACAAAUGACCCACUCUGGUCGUGGAUACGUCGACGCCUCGCUCCAAUUUUCACAGCAUCGAAGUUGAGAGCCUUGCAAAAUUUGUUUGAUACGAAGUCCAAGGAAUUGAUUCAACGCAUCAAUAAUGAGAAGGAUAAAACUAAAAUUAAUUUAAAAAUUGUAUUCACUGACUUCACAACGGACAUUAUCGGGAUAGCCUCAUUCGGUAUCGCAAGUGACUCUACACUAACAGGGGAGGGCCCUAUGAGGACGGUCACUCACGGUUUUAUGAACUUUGACCUCUACAGAGGCUUAUGCUGGAGCAGUAUAUUCUUCUGGCCAGAAUUGGUUGAUAUAUUCAGGUUUUCAUUUUUUCCUAAAUCAACUACCGAUUAUUUUUUGAGAAUUUUUCGAAGUAUUGCGCAAGAAAGAGCGAAUAAAGGGGAUGACGAGCCUAAAGAUCUUAUGGAUGCUUUGUUGAAGCUAAGAAAUAAAACAAUUGAUGAUGAUGAAGACAUAGAAGUAUCUGAAGACGUCAUAGUCGCUCAAGCUGCUGCUUUUGUAUUGGGAGGAUUUGAUACUUCUGGAAGUUCACUUACUAUGGCCAUAUAUGAAUUAGCGUUUCACCCCCAAAUUCAAGAUAAACUUUAUAAAGAAAUUAAGCAGGAAGUAGAUGAUGGAACGGGUAUCCUUAACGUAACCAAACUUGCAGAGGCCACGUACUUAAAUUGUGUUAUCAAAGAAACACUACGAAAAUUUUCUCCAAUGGGUUGGUUAGAUAGAGUAGCACUGAACGACUAUAGAGUUGACGAAAACCUGAUCAUAUCGGCGGGUACUCCAGUAUAUAUCAACGCCAUCGGAAUGCAGUAUGAUCCUGAGCUUUUCCCAGAGCCAGAACGUUUUAUUCCAGAGAGAUUUUUGCCAGAAAAUAAGAUGGAUAUUAAAAGUUUUACUUACAUGCCUUUUGGUGAUGGACCACGCAAUUGCAUAGGUCAAAGAUUUGGUUUAAUGACACUACGCCAUGCUAUCUCCCGGAUCAUCCUGAAUUAUACAUUGGAACCUCUUCCUGGAUCACCACCUCCGAAUGAGAUUGAGAUUGAGAAACGUGGUCUAUUUCUUUUCCCUGGAGAGCCGUUACAUGUCCAAUUUUUGCCAAGAGAAUAAAUCCCUGAAGAUAUUUCUUUAUUGAUGUGAAAACUUCAUUAGCGCGGUACGCAUAUUUUUAGAUGAGAUAAAAUCUCUGGACUCGCCACACCGUUACGAGACGCAGCUAUAGUGUGAGCAUAUAUGCAUGUAGAUAUAGCAGACCGCGAACGCAUAAAUAAAAUGUAGAUAUAUUAUAUAUUUAUUAUUAUAAUGUAAUAUAAUAAUAUUAUUCGAAUCAAA
Leptidea sinapis is the source of this 1805-nucleotide messenger RNA. RefSeq names its product cytochrome P450 6k1-like. The record is from RefSeq and is a predicted model, not a curated record. Gene Ontology annotation, molecular function: oxidoreductase activity, acting on paired donors, with incorporation or reduction of molecular oxygen; heme binding; monooxygenase activity. The coding region runs from base 87 to 1583 and encodes 498 amino acids. Lineage: Eukaryota; Metazoa; Arthropoda; Insecta; Lepidoptera; Pieridae. The transcript has 9 exons.